AUGCCGACGACGAUCAAGCGUCCAGCGGCUGCCCUUCCGCCCGCCAGAGCUGUGUAUAAAACACAUCUCACACGAUGCUUUUGCUCUUCGAACUCCGUCCUGAAGCCAGGUCACGAGAUCAAUGCCAUCCUCUACGGCAUGAGCGGAAUGGAACGCAUUAUCGUGAAGAGCUUCCGCUGUUCCAGCUUCGGGUGCAGGAAAACGUACGGGCCAAAUUUUGUUUGGGAUCUCUCUCACAAGUACAACACUGCCACCCCCAAGGACAUUGAAGAGAUCGGGGCUUACUUUGUGGGGACGAAGAUUGGCUUUACGGCGGACUACUUGAAGUACCAUAGCUUCUUGGAGUUCCGCGCCUCUGUGUCUGCUAUGGCAAUUAAGCACACAUACCAGCACACUUUCAACACCGCUCAUGGAGAGCAGUCAAACUGGUUUGCAAAGAUGCACGCCUCCGCCAUUAUGUCGUGGAUAGCCGUCCAGGAACUAUAUCCACUACAGCUACAUCUCAGCAUCAAGAUCGGCGACGAGGUCACGCCUCAUGCUCUCCAAGCAUACCAUGAGCACCUCCAUCUCAAGGUCUUUCCACCGAAGCACAAGAAUACAGUCAAAGAGCUUGUCGCUGAUGGGCAUCAGAAAGUCCACAUCAAAUGCGCAAACUCGCGCAAGCAUGCAGGCAAACCUCCCAGCCAUGGUCGCAUAAAGCCGUUUGGCCAUGGUUGGUUCAUGUUGGUCCAUCCUCGUGAUCUUCGCAUUCUGGCUGUCAGAUCCAUGUCUGUUCCGGAGAACAAUGAGAUCCUCUAUAAGUCGCUCCUCGAAAUCUUGCCUUUGUACAAGCACCUGGAUGGCCUAAUCAUGGACCGUGCUUGUGGCUUCUUGCCCACAGCCAAGGCUGACAAGAACCUGAAACAAAUCAAAUACUGGAGCAUCGACGGCUUCCACGCCAAGGGCCACACCAAAGGAUGUCCUUGCAACCCCAUCUACAAGAAGAGGUUGGCCAAAAGGUUCAAGGGGGUAAACUCCUCGGUGUUGUACUUUGUGAAGUUGCAUAAUUGUGCAGUGGAGCAGAAGCAGUCCAUGUACCUGAAUCGCUAUGUUCGCUCCGGUAAGAAAGCCAAGCGACCGUACUCAUGUGGCAAGAAGACAGAGAAGAAUCGCCGGAAGGUGGAGUACCCCUGCCCGGCGGGCAACGGCCGCGGGCCAGCCAAGGAGCUUGCCGCCCUCUACGCCUCGCUGCUGCCCGGGGCGCCGGCGCCUCUGCUCCAACCCGAGACCGUCGAGCAGAUCACGGCUGUGGUUUUUGCCUUUACCAGCAUGUGGUGGAUCGCCGCCAUCAUGGUCAUCCUCGAGAUCAAGCAGGUGGUGCAUGACAUUUUUCCGUUUCCUUUCGCUCUAACGGCGAUGGUGCAGCCAACUACGGCCCUGUGUGCCUGGCUGCUUUCCAGGCUGGUGCACUCCAAGCGGCCACCUGCACCACCGCUGCAGUCACAUGAGAACAUGUACGUCGUCGUCAUUGGCCUCGUGCAGGGGCUAGAAAUUGGCCUCACCAACAAAGCAUUGGAGUUCCUCACCGUGGCAGCUCGGACCAUGAUCAGCUCGACGAGCGUGCUCUUUAUGAUGUGUACAGCGAGGUUUUGGGGCCUAGAGCGACUUGGUCUACUCCGCCUCUGUUCCAGUGCUCUGAUGAUCAUGGGCGGCGUCUUCCAGUGCCAUGUGCCCGAGCUGCCCGGAGGCCGAUCCUCUGCCCACUGGCUUGGCAUGCUGAUGCAAAUGAUCUCCAUGAUCCUCAGCGCGCAGCGAUGGGCCCUCGCCCAGUUUGUGCUGCAGCGCUCGCCAGUGGGUUCCGGUCUGGCGCAGACGACGAAGCUCCAGCUGCUUGCCAGGACACUUCCCAUCACUGGCAUCGUGUGCCUUGUGCUGGCGCUGCUGUUUGAGAGGCAAAGCUUUAGCUCCGAUGUGACCGUGCCCGCCAUCCUUGGCUUCCGUGUGGUUUCCAUUGCCUGCGGCCUCACGGGCAUGCUAUACGCCGAGCUCAAGUUGGUGAGUCUGCUAUCUGCUGUGGCCUUCAACGUCUUGUCUACGCUCCAUCAGAUUCCCAUCGUCCUGGCAGGGGUAAUCCUGCAGCACAACACGGUCAGCAUCUCCUCGUGGGCGGGAUUUGCCUGCUGCCUGAUCGGCGCGCUCGUCUAUGCCAUCGCACGGUACAGCGAUGUGCACGAGUAG
Messenger RNA from Symbiodinium sp. CCMP2592, 2217 nucleotides. NCBI's taxonomy places the organism in Eukaryota, Dinophyceae, Suessiales, Symbiodiniaceae. The record is from the annotation of a GenBank genome assembly.